This is a messenger RNA of Callorhinchus milii (elephant shark), 1601 nucleotides long. RefSeq names its product cell division cycle 6 homolog (S. cerevisiae) (gene cdc6). The annotation marks the transcript as partial. The transcript has 9 exons. Gene Ontology annotation, molecular function: ATP hydrolysis activity; DNA replication origin binding. The record is from RefSeq and is a predicted model, not a curated record. NCBI's taxonomy places the organism in Eukaryota, Metazoa, Chordata, Chondrichthyes, Chimaeriformes, Callorhinchidae. Gene Ontology annotation, cellular component: nucleus. Gene Ontology annotation, biological process: DNA replication initiation; mitotic DNA replication checkpoint signaling; cell division.
ACAGGUACCAGUUACCAGCAAACCAAGCAGGUGUUACACACCGCACUCCCUGACCGGCUGCUGGCCCGCGAGGUGGAGAGAAGAGCCAUCAAGACCUUCCUCAGGCAGCACGUCUGUGCUAGGCGGCCGGGGAGUCUGUAUGUCUCGGGAGCUCCCGGCACCGGCAAAACCGCCCUCCUCAACCGUCUCCUGCCAGACAUGCAGGAGGAGUUGGGUGGAGCUCAGACGAUCAUCAUUAACUGCAUGUCACUCAGAAGCUCCCAGAGCAUCUUCCAGGUGGUUGCGAACAAGCUGUUUAGACGGGAGCAGCUGAGAUGUUUGGGAAAUAACAUUCCCCGGCAGCUGGCCAGGCAGCUGUGCAGCGCGGGGCCCAUGGUGUUGUUGGUUGUGGAUGAGAUGGACCAGUUGGACAGCCAGGCUCAGGAUGUCCUAUACACAGUCUUUGAGUGGCCCUGGCUCCUCAACUCCAGGCUCGUGUUGAUCGGCAUCGCAAACGCACUAGACCUGACUGAUCGCAUUCUGCCCCGACUGCAAGCUCAUCCCCGGUGUAAACCUCAGCUCCUGAACUUUCCUCCCUACACCAAGGAACAGAUUGUGGCCAUUGUACAGGAUCGCCUGAGUCAGGUCCCGGGGGAGAAGGUCCUGGAUAAUUCUGCCGUUCAGUUCUGCGCUGGCAAAGUUUCCUCUUUAUCUGGAGACGCUCGCAAAGCCUUGGACGUGUGCAGGCGUGCGGUGGAAAUGGUGGAGAUGGAUGUCAGGUGCCAGACUGUGCUGAAACCUGUCGCUGAAUGCAGUGCUCCUGAGAAAGGCUCUCCCACUUCGCGGCUGGUGAAAGUCUCACUGCCUCACAUUUCCCGGGUCAUGUCCGAGGUUUACGGGGACAGGAUGAAGUCAAGCAGUGGUGCCGAACACGCCUUUCCUCUCCAGCAGAAAUUCCUGGCCUGUUCCCUGCUUCUCCUGACCAGAGACUCUCAAGUUAAAGAAGUCACACUGGGAAAGCUCCAUGAGGUUUACAGGAAGGUGUGCAGGAAGCAGCAAAUGUGCGGAGUUGACCAGUCGGAAUGUCUGUCACUUUGCAGCCUCCUGGAGGCCAGAGGCAUCGUGAGCAUCAAACGCACCAGGGAAGCCCGGCUGGCGAAGGUGGUCUUAAAGAUUGAAGAGAAGGAUUUGGAGCACGCUCUCCAGGAUAAAGUGCUGAUGGGGAGUAUUCUGCGAGAAGGGCUUCCUUAAGUGGCUUUGAAAUGUCCCAAGAGACAUGUCCCAACUACCAUCUAAAGUGUUCAGAAGGCAUGCGUGCGAGUGUACAUGCGAGUGUGUGUGUGUGUGGUGUGUGCACAAAGAAUCGCUGCAAAUUACCGUAAACUCUCAGGUUAUAUACAUGCUCUGCAAAGUGAUUUUCGCGGGGAAGCUCUGGUCUGUGUGUGGUGUGUACACACCAGGUGCUCGUUCACAUGGAACUACAGUCCCCACAUUUCACAGUGAAUCUCACAAAAACUUUUGAGCACCUUCCCCACCCGCGUGAAGCAGCUGCCCCUCAAAUGUCAGCACCACAGCCCCGGGCACAGAGAGGGGGGGCUUUGUGUGUGGGACUAGGGGUGUGG